ACGCCGACAGUGAAUGUCGUGACGAGGUAGGUAAGGGUAGGCAAGGGUAGGCAAGGCGGUAGGGGGGGUGGUCACAUACAGGUAGAGGAGCCGGAGCAGCCGCAGUCACCCUUCAUUUUGAUGGUAUUUGGUUGGUUUGGGGGGUUUUGGAAAAGAAGUUUGGUUGAAGAUGAGGUGAUGAGCUUGGUUGUUGCGUUAUGGAGAUUAAUCCAAAAGACGUCGGGAAGAGGGAAUGAAAGCGUGCACUUAUAUAUUCAGAAGUCUCUCUCCAGACAGCCACACAUCCCAUGGCCAGCGCCUAAAAAAACAGAAGGAGGGGGGCCGCGGCCGUCGUCGAGUAGCAGGAGGAGGGGUCAGAUGUCAGAUGAGGGUGGCCAGAUGGAGCCGGAUCGAGAGGCGUUAUUGGGCGAAUGCGCCGUUUGUGCGGAAACACAAGGCUCGAUACCGUUACGCUCGGGGCUGGAGUGGGGUUUGCGGCCUUUGUGCGUUGACGAUGGCCAGUCGUCCAUCUCUGGUGGGAUGGGGACUCUGGAACGGGCCAUGCAUGCCCAUGGAGGGGGAGGGGAGGUAGAGGCGCGCUGCUCCCCCCUUCUUGGACUUUCUUUCCUCUUUCGCGUCCUUUUUGCGGCCCUCCUGAUCCGGCUUAUCGCAUCGUCGCCAGAUAAGGUUCAAGGAUUGCGUCUUUUGUGCGAGAUGGGCUAGGAUUCAUCGAAUUGUUCAUUUAUGCGUCCUUUGCAGUCAGAACCCCCAGAUCCCUGGACGGAAGGGCCUAGGUGAGAGUUCCGGCUAGUCAAGGCCAAAUACGGUAGGUGUUUGAUGGCAUCUUCCAGCACCCACGAGACCGACCUGGGCGAU
Colletotrichum navitas is the source of this 855-nucleotide messenger RNA. RefSeq lists its product as uncharacterized. The record is from RefSeq and is a predicted model, not a curated record. The coding region runs from base 121 to 702 and encodes 193 amino acids. NCBI's taxonomy places the organism in Eukaryota, Fungi, Ascomycota, Sordariomycetes, Glomerellales, Glomerellaceae. The transcript has a single exon.